Thlaspi arvense is the source of this 1464-nucleotide messenger RNA. NCBI's taxonomy places the organism in Eukaryota, Viridiplantae, Streptophyta, Magnoliopsida, Brassicales, Brassicaceae. The record is from the annotation of a GenBank genome assembly.
UUUUUAUUUAAUUAGGGUAAAUGCAGCGGCCAUGAUGACGCAUCUCUCAAUUCUUGUUUAGUUUCCGUACUUGGAUAUAUCCAUCUUCCAUCUGCAACAUUAAUUCAACAGAGAAAUUGAAGAAGAACCGUUGGAAGAUCUCUGAAUCCACAUUCAAGCGAACAAACUACGAUCCAUGUCGAGAGAAAGGGUCAAGCGAGAAUUACCUCCCGUUCAAGAGCAUAUUGAUAAAUUGAGGAAAGUGGUAGAGGAAGGCAAUUACUAUGGAGCGUUGCAGAUGUACAAAUCAAUCAGUGCAAGAUACGUUACGGCUCAGAGGUUCUCUGAAGCUCUUGAUAUCCUCUAUUCAGGGGCAUGCAUAGAACUAGAGCACGGCCUGGUGAAUUGUGGGGCGGACCUUGCUCUUUUGUUUGUCGACACCCUAGUUAAAGCCAAGUCACCGUGCAAUGACGAUACUCUUGAUCGUAUCAGGUGUAUCUUCAAAUUGUUUCCUCGGGUUCCUGUACCACCUCAUUUGGUAGAUGUGAGUGACGAUGAAGAUGUCCAAAAUCUCCAAGAAUCUCUUGGGGAAGCGAGAUCGCGGGUAGAAAACCUGACUUCAUUCUUGAGAGCUGCUAUAAAAUGGUCUGCAGAGUUUGGAGGGCCAAGUACUGGAUAUCCUGAGUUGCAUGCUAUGCUGGGCGAUUAUCUCUACACCGAGUGUCCUGAGCUUGACAUGGUCAGAAUAUCACGGCAUUUUGUUAGAGCUGAGGACCCCGAGAAGUUUGCAUCUAUGCUGAUCAACUUUAUGGGAAGGUGUUAUCCUGGUGAAGAUGACCUUGCGAUUGCACGAGCAGUUCUCAUGUACUUAUCUAUGGGCAACAUGAAAGAUGCAAAUUUUAUGAUGGAUGAGAUUAAGAGACAAGCAGAGACAAAAAAUCCCGAGCUUUCAGAAUCAGAUCUUAUCCAAUUUAUCUCAUAUCUUCUGGAAACGUUGCAGAGGGAUGCAUUGCCUCUUUUCAAUAUGCUGAGAGUAAAAUUUAAGUCCUGCAUAGAUAGAGAACCUCUGCUUAGCGAGUUGCUGGACGAGAUUGCAGAGAGGUUUUACGGGGUGCAGCGUAAGAAUCCUUUGCAGGGAAUGUUUGGAGACAUCUUCAAGGUUAAUGAAAGUAUAUAUAUAUGAUCUGCAUUUGUCUCAUCAUAUCUUGAAGUUAAAACAAUGAAAACUCUCUCUGUUCCGUGUAGAUGAUGGGCUGAGGAAAGAGAUAGAAGAGGGAAGAAAACUCGUUGUUCCCCCACCCAUUUUGAUUUGUAUUUGGAUAUAAUCUAAUAAUGGAUAGCUCUGGAGAAUUCUCCAGGUUAUUAUAAUUUGUUUCUCUUUUCCUCAAGUGGGUAAGAUUUUUGUUCUUGUAACAUUAUAUACAUUUCUUUGUCUUCAACUAUAUUUUCAGCAUAAAUGAAAAGGAAAAACUUCAUUUUACAUCA